CUAGCUCUUUAAAUCACUUUCAGAACCGAUCUUUUAGUAAUGCCCCAGAGAAAAAAUUCGAAAUUCUAGUGUAGUUAGUAGAGAACAAAGCUGAUAAUCGCAAUGGGACCGCAGCCCGAGCAAGCGCAGAUGCACUUCAGUCCCAAGGUGGACUACAUCCUGAUUCUGGACAAGCUGCGCGAGGAUUUCAACAAGAAGUUCGCCGUCAAUGUGCCGUCGCCUAGCACGGGAUUGGAUGACUACGAUGUGAAGGCCACCCUAGGCUCGGGAUCCUUUGGCAAGGUGCAGUUGGUGCGGGAGAAGGAGUCUGGCAAUUACUAUGCCUCCAAGCAGCUGAGCAAGGAUCAGAUCAUCAAGACCAAGCAGGUCAGCCACGUGAUGAGCGAGAAGAACGUGCUGCGAUCGAUGACCUUUCCGAAUGUGGUCAAUCUAAUAGCCUCUUAUAAGGAUUUUGAUAGUCUGUAUCUCGUUCUUCCACUAAUUGGCGGUGGAGAGCUCUUCACUUAUCACAGAAAAGUGCGAAAGUUUACUGAGAAGCAGGCUCGUUUCUAUGCCGCCCAGGUUUUCUUGGCUCUGGAAUAUAUGCAUCAUUGCAGUCUGCUCUACAGAGAUCUCAAGCCCGAGAACAUAAUGAUGGACAAGAAUGGUUACUUGAAAGUAACUGAUUUUGGAUUUGCCAAGAAAGUGGAGACCCGUACAAUGACCUUGUGUGGAACUCCCGAGUACCUGCCACCCGAGAUCAUCCAAUCGAAGCCCUAUGGAACCAGCGUGGACUGGUGGGCCUUUGGGGUGCUGGUCUUUGAGUUCGUGGCCGGUCACUCGCCCUUUUCCGCCCACAAUCGCGAUGUGAUGAGCAUGUACAACAAGAUUUGCGAGGCCGACUACAAGAUGCCCAGCUAUUUCAGUGGGGCUUUGCGCCACUUGGUGGAUCACUUGCUGCAGGUGGAUCUCUCAAAGCGCUUUGGCAACCUAAUCAAUGGCAAUCGGGACAUCAAGGAGCACGAGUGGUUCAAGGAUGUGGAGUGGAUUCCCCUGCUCAAUCAAACUGUGAAUGCUCCCUAUGUGCCCAACAUCAGCAACCCGGAGGAUUUAUCCAAUUUCGAUAAGGUCUCUGAGAAGCCCAGGCCCAAGGCAAAAACCAUGCGACAUGAGGAAGCCUUCGCUGAUUUCUAAAUUUUGUUUGACUUGUGAUAGUGAUGGAUCUUUAGAUUUUGUAAAUAUUCGGCAAUAGCUAAGAACUCGAUUCCAAA
Messenger RNA from Drosophila takahashii, 1250 nucleotides. Its product is annotated as cAMP-dependent protein kinase catalytic subunit 2. The record is from RefSeq and is a predicted model, not a curated record. NCBI's taxonomy places the organism in Eukaryota, Metazoa, Arthropoda, Insecta, Diptera, Drosophilidae. Gene Ontology annotation, biological process: protein phosphorylation. Gene Ontology annotation, cellular component: nucleus. Gene Ontology annotation, molecular function: ATP binding; protein serine/threonine kinase activity.